AUGGACAGAGUGUGCUUGAGCACAGGGGAUGAAGCAUUUCUGAGUCCCCUGAAUAUGCUUAUUGGUGGUACAGUGGUGGUGCUGGUGUUCAUGGGGUUUGUGUGGGUUUCGCACAACAAGGAUAUACUCCGCAGGCUGAAGAAGCAGUACCCAACCACAUUUGUAGUGGUCAUCAUGCUGUCUAGCUACUUCUUGAUCUCCUAUCUGGGAGAUGUCAUGGUGUUCAUGUUUGGGAUCACGCUUCCUCUCCUCUUGAUGUUUGUCCAUGCUUCUCUGAGGCUCCGGAACAUAAAGAACAAGCUGGAGAACAAGAUAGAAGGAAUAGGCUUGAAGAAGACCCCGAUGGGCAUCAUACUGGAUGCUCUAGAACAGCAAGAGGACAGCAUCAACAAACUGGCUGACUACAUAUCUAAAGUGAAAGAGUAAGCAGCUGCAAUAUGGCAUUUGUACCUGUUGCAAGAGUGUAGUUGCUAUUUACUAUUGUUCAAGCUUGCUUUCAGUUUGUGUACAAACCAGGAAAUGCACGUGAUACAGAUUAAUAGUUGCAGGAUACAGGUAUUCCAAGGUCUUCAGGGCUCCUCUGAAAACAUAAGAGCAGCAACUUUUUUCUAUUGUAUAGCAAAAUGUUCUGGUGUUUACACAAAUACAUACUAACUUAAAUG
This is a messenger RNA of Mesitornis unicolor (brown roatelo), 662 nucleotides long. RefSeq names its product ADP-ribosylation factor-like 6 interacting protein 5 (gene ARL6IP5). Gene Ontology annotation, biological process: negative regulation of transport. Gene Ontology annotation, cellular component: membrane. The transcript is spliced from 3 exons. The record is from RefSeq and is a predicted model, not a curated record. Lineage: Eukaryota; Metazoa; Chordata; Aves; Mesitornithiformes; Mesitornithidae. Bases 1 to 426 code for a protein of 141 amino acids.